AUGGAAAGGGGCGGAUCAAUCCCUGAACAGACCCAGAAGGACGACGGCCGUAUGCCAUGGUCCUGGGACACGCAUGUCGGCCCGAACGGCGUGCUUUUCAAACAAAUGGCCGCCGAGCUCACUGUACGACCAUUCGAUGCGGACGGAGGCGUCAGCAGCGUCAGCACACCCGAGGACGCUGACACCGGUGAGUGGUCCAGCAGCGAUGAGAGCAUGAAGAGCAUGACCAAAGAUGAAAAGAGGGCCAUCAUCGCGGACAUUAUUGCGGACAGGAUUGCGCACAUGGACACGGAUAGCAGCGUCAGCAGCGACGAGAGCAUCGACAGGGAUGAAAUGAUGCCCAUAAUUGCGGACAUGGACACGGAUGGCAGCGUCAGCACGGACGAGUCCUGA
Messenger RNA from Cyphellophora europaea CBS 101466, 393 nucleotides. RefSeq lists its product as uncharacterized. The transcript has a single exon. Lineage: Eukaryota; Fungi; Ascomycota; Eurotiomycetes; Chaetothyriales; Cyphellophoraceae. Bases 1 to 393 code for a protein of 130 amino acids. The record is from RefSeq and is a predicted model, not a curated record.